Messenger RNA from Maudiozyma saulgeensis, 840 nucleotides. NCBI's taxonomy places the organism in Eukaryota, Fungi, Ascomycota, Saccharomycetes, Saccharomycetales, Saccharomycetaceae. The record is from the annotation of a GenBank genome assembly.
AUGAGUACGAAUAUAAGUGUAAAUAAAGAGAACGAUGUGGGUCCAAGGACGCCCAAGACGUUGAUGAAGAAACAGAUAUACAAUAAUGCAAACAACAACAAUAGUAAACCAGGCAGGUCACAGGCAUCCAGAAUCAAGAGACUUCCUCUUGCAUCAAAGGACAGUAAUCGUCCUGGGAUGGGACCGGUAUUAGGUAAGGAGAAGACAGGACUGACACGUAAUGCAUCGAUGCAUUUAAAGAAAUAUGGAUCAAUUCUUUACCCUGCAACAAAUAAUAACGACAACAAUUAUAAUAGUAAUAAAAGCGUUUUACCUAAAGUAAAAAGUUUGGUAUUGAAAGAUAUAGACAUUGAUGAUAAUGCUAACAGUAGUAGUAGUAGUAGUGAUAAUGAAGAUAUAGAGAGAUCAUUAAGAAAUGGGAACUCCUUGCGAAAGGGAUUAUUUUCUCAAGGUGGAUUAAGUAGUUUAUUGGAACAAGAAGAACAAGAUCGUGAAAUCGAAUAUGGUCCUAUACAUGAAAAGGAGUUAGAAUAUGUACCCGAUGGGAUAGAGCCUUUGCAAUUGGCAGAUCUACGGAAAUUGAAUGAAAUAAACAUCGCACCGAUGUCCUUAAACUUAGAUGAAGACAAUGAUAGCGAUAAUAAUGAAAGUGGACCAAUGUUAAUGGAAUUACAAAACAUAUCAGACGAUUCUGAUGAAGACAUUUCAGAUCAUAAAAUUUCAACAAACCAUCGUAGUACAAAUCGCGUACACGAUGCAUCGAUUGUUUUACAGGAUAUAGACAGUGUAUAUCAUGGUAACGGUCUAGAUUCAGAUGACAUCGCAGAUUUACUCAGUUAA